Molecule: messenger RNA, 2027 nt
Organism: Capsicum annuum
Lineage: Eukaryota; Viridiplantae; Streptophyta; Magnoliopsida; Solanales; Solanaceae
Product: zinc finger protein 385D
Exons: 2
Coding region: 289-1761 (490 amino acids)
Molecular function (GO): nucleic acid binding; zinc ion binding
Source: RefSeq, a predicted model, not a curated record
CUUCUCACUAAUGCCGGAUACUAACAUAAUACUGUAACUUUCUGCUUUACCAGACAAAAAAGAGGGCACUAGAUACUCGUCGUAAAUUUUAACUCGUAAAAGAUAAGAGUUGGAGAAGAAACAUAUAUAUAUAUAUAUAAUAAAAAUAAAAGAGUAAACUGGUAAGUGCAAGGUUAAUUACUAUUUCCUAGUCAAUUCCGCCCAUCACAACAACUUUCCCAUUUCAAACAAGAAAUCCAACACUGAAUCCCCAUCCUUUCUAUCCAGCUGUCUUCCUCUAUAAUUCCAAUGAAGUGCAGUUUCAAUCCAUGGCCUGGAGUACCACUAGACAAUACCUUAUACCCUAACCCGAUCGACCCCUAUCGGUCUGUGCCUCAAAACCCUAACCCUAGUUAUGGCCAAGGACAUUGUUUGGUGUUUGGUUAUGACCACACCAAUGCUGCUAGCAGCAAACCAACGCUGGUGUAUUAUCAGGACCCCAAUGUGGUGCAACUUUUGAGGGCAAAUGAUCCUUACAGGCUUGGUGAGGUAGCUGCAGUGUCUCUAAAUGGUGCAGAGAAAUUGACUUCUGCAAAUGUGAAUUCCACCUUGCCGGUCCAGCCUGUGAGAAGUGGGUCUUGGGGAAGAGUCCAAAGGAAAAGUAAGACACAGCCUGUAUGGUGUGAUGUUUGCAAACUUGAAUGCAACAGCAAUACUGUUCUUGACAAACAUAAAUUAGGGAAAAGACACACAAAAAGUUUGGAAAAAUUAAAAGGAGGCAGGGCUAUCACAGCUCCUACUUCUGCAGUGCCAGAUAACCCAGUUGUUGGAUUGCAAAAGAGGCCUAACCAGGUGAAUUCAGCAAAUGGAAAAGAUGAAGGGGAGAAGGCCAUUGAACUGGUGAAGAAUUUGGAGACAAAAAGACAAAAAGUUUUGGAAGGAGGAGCAGCCACAGAUAAGGUCCACAGUUGUCUCCCUUGCAACGUGGUUUGCAACAGUGAGGCUGUUUUCAAAAUUCAUCUCACUGGUAAAAAGCACAUUGUUAACAUAACAAAGCAAGAGAAGCUUGCUCCUGCUUCUGCAUCUCUUGUUCCUUCAGAGGUGUCAGCUAACACAUUUACUGUGUCACAAGAGAAGCCUGAUGUAGAAUUAAAUUCUGGAAACGGGGAAGAUGCAAUGAAGGAGGAGAAUUUGGAGACCAAGACACGAAAAGUUUUGGAAGGAGGAGCAGCCACAAAUGAGGUCCGCAAGUGUCUUGUAUGCAAGGUGGUUUGCAACAGUGAGACUGUUUUCAGACUUCAUCUCGCUGGCAAAAAGCACAUUGUUAACGUAGCAAAGCAAGAGAAGCUUGCCCCUGCUUCUGCAUCUCUUGUUCCUUCAGAGGUCUCAGUUAACACAUUUAUUGGACCACAAGAGAAGCCUCACUUUGUAAAUUCUGGAAAUGGGCAAGAUGCAAUGAAGGGGGAGAAUUUGGAGACCAAGAAACGAAAAGUUUUGGAAGGAGGAGCAGCAUUAAAUGAGGUCCGCAAUUGUCUUGUAUGCGAGGUGGUUUGCAACAGUGAGACUGUUUUCAGACGUCAUCUCGCUGGCAAAAAGCACAUAGCUAACAUAAAAAAGCAAGCAUCUGGAGCUGGAGCAGCCACAAAUGAGGUCCGCAAGUGUCUUGUAUGCGAGGUUGUUUGCAACAGUGAGACUGUUUUUAGACUUCAUCUCGCUGGCAGAAAGCACAUAGCUAACAUGAAAAAGCAAGCAUCUGGAGCUGGAGCAACUCCUGCCAAUUAGAAUGGGAAUUUAUAGGAGACGACGCUUGUUGUUCCAUUGUUCAGGUUUCUUACAGCUGAUACAACUAGUUAAGUUUAUAUGACAUUAUAUGUAAUACGUUUGAUAGUAAUUCCUUGCUUGAAGCCAAAGAUUUCGUGAAAGUGGUCACAUCAGCUUUAUCAAAGUAAGUGGACACUAAUUUGGCAAUUGGAGCUGAUUAAGCCAGAAUAUGAAGAUCAAACUAUUCCAGAAUAUGGUUUUUUCAUAUGAAGCCAAAGGUUUUUUUA